This is a messenger RNA of Miscanthus lutarioriparius, 1761 nucleotides long. Lineage: Eukaryota; Viridiplantae; Streptophyta; Magnoliopsida; Poales; Poaceae. The record is from the annotation of a GenBank genome assembly.
AUGGGCCGGAGCCUGAGCCCGCUGCUGCGGCAGGAGCUGGACAACCUGGACAAGGACGCCGAUAGCCGCCGCGCCGCCAUGAAGGCGCUCAAGUCCUACGCCAGGCACCUGGACUCCAAGUCUAUCCCGCACUUCCUCGCCGAGGUUUCCGACACCACCACGGCCGCGGGCGGCGCCGCAGGCGCCGGCAUGCCGACCGGUGAGUUCACCAUCUCGCUCUACGAGGUGCUGGCGCGGGUGCACGGGCGCAACAUCGUGCCGCAGAUCGGCAACAUCAUGGCCACCAUCAUGCGCACGCUCUCCUCCAGCGGGGGAUCCUUCCCGCUCCACCAGGCCUGCUCCAAGGUGGUGCCCGCCAUCGCGCGCAGGACGGCGGCGCCGCGUCCGCGCGCGGCGCUGUGCCUGAAGGCGCUCGUCGAGUCCACCAACUGGAGGUUCGCGUCCGGGGAGAUGGUGAACGAGGUCUGCCUCAAGGUGGCCGGGGCGAUGCACGACCGGGCGACGCGCUCGAACGCGCACAUGGGCCUCGCCAUGGCGCUGGUGAAGCACAAUGGCCUGAUUGCGGAGGCGUACGCGAGGUCCAUUGUGCGGUCGGGGCUGCAGAUCCUCGAUGGGGACACGGCGGAGAGCAGCUCGCAGAAGCGCCUCUCGGCGAUCCAGAUGAUCAACUUCUUCAUGAAGUUUGUUGACCCCAGGUGCUUGUCUUCAGAGCUUGGCAGGGUGAUUGCUGUGAUGGAGAAGUGCCAGAAUGACCGCAUGCCGUUCGUGCGAGGUGCUGCAUUUGAGGCAUCACAGAGCGCGAAGAGCAUCGCCUCGCAGAAGGGAUCAAGACAUGAGGUUGGCACAAGCCCAAUGGUUGGCUCCAAUUUUCACAAGAGAAGGAGAAGAGCCCGUGCAGGAGCCUCUGGAGUGCAAGGGCAGCCCUGCAGGCUCCACCGUCGCUGCUUCUCCAGCCCAGUUCAGGUCCCCGGAAUCCCAGGUUGUGGAUUCGUCUAUCAUGAAUGGCAGCACACUCACCGAAUCGCCGGUCUCAGUCGGGCAGUCCUCUUGCAACUUCGAUCAGAGUCGGCGCACGAACCGGAGCUUUGCUCAAACAGCAAUUCCUAUGAAGAUGACUUGGGCGAGGUCUGUGACAGUGAGGUGACUGAUGCUAACUUUGAGUGCACUAACACAUUUGCAGGAUUUGUGUCACGAAGCCCAAAUGGCUCCAUAUCAAGAGACAAGACUCCCAGUCCCAGGGCUUCAGACAGGCCGAUCAGCAUUGAUAACGUGAAGAUAUACUCAACACCAAGGAAGCUUCUCCGAUUGCUUCAAAGCUCAUACGACUCUGACUCUGCUAGCAUUGUGGGGCAAUCCACUGCAAAGCUCAGUGGCUUAUCAUCACCAGAUCAGGAACAUGAGGAACUAGUGAUCUCAUCUGAACAGAUGCAAUCUCUGCAUUCAGACAGCAAAGCUGAUGAGAUGAAGGAUGAGAAUGAAACCAUUGAUAUGCAGAACAGCAAUGAUAGGACUGAGACUCUAUCCAAUGCCGAUGAAUCAGGACUUUCCACUACCGAGGCUGAGAACACAUCGAGCAAGGCUUCCCCUGAAAUUGAACUUAAAGAGGAUGAUGUCUGUAUUACAAGCAGCAUAGUGAAGACGAGGAAGUAUAGAACAAAAUUCACUUUUGUUCUGAGCAUGAUUGUGAUUGUUUUAGCGAUCAUCACCAUGUUUAUUAGGAUAGAGAAUUAUGAUGAUUCAGUGUACCUUGUCCCCACUUGA